Molecule: messenger RNA, 1623 nt
Organism: Sphaeramia orbicularis (orbiculate cardinalfish)
Lineage: Eukaryota; Metazoa; Chordata; Actinopteri; Kurtiformes; Apogonidae
Product: hepatic leukemia factor-like
Exons: 4
Coding region: 786-1559 (257 amino acids)
Biological process (GO): regulation of transcription by RNA polymerase II
Cellular component (GO): nucleus
Molecular function (GO): RNA polymerase II cis-regulatory region sequence-specific DNA binding; DNA-binding transcription factor activity, RNA polymerase II-specific
Source: RefSeq, a predicted model, not a curated record
CUCCUGGAACCCUCUCGUCUGUCCGGGUCGGAGCUCACAUCAACGAGCUUUCACGCGGACCCUGAAGGCGCGCGGCGCGUGUCUGGACAGGGGGCGGUACCGAGUAGCGGCAGGGGCGGGGUCACAGUAUGCAAACGAGUCCCGCCCCCAAGCGCCUUUCCCCGUGAGCGGUGACGUGUACGGUGACGUCGGCGGCGCGGCCCGUGUUGGUUCCAGCUGACCGGGGAGAGAGCGACGGGGACGGGAGGGAGGAGGAGCGACCGACCGACGGACCGACGGACCGACCGUGCACGGCUCACAGCCCGGGACACGCAGCCGCCUCUGGGUCUGCAUCUGCUCUGUUCGCUCCUUCGGAUCCGGAUCCGCUCAUCUGUUCCGCGGCCCGGUUCCGCUCCGGUUCAUGGGACUCCAUCCGUCCGUGUCUCCUGGCUUUUCCGCUCCGGACCGGACCGGACCGUGAGGCUGAGGAUCUGGGUGCGGGGGUUCGGUUCGAGGCGCUCCGGUGACGGCGGCGGUUGGACCGGAGGAUGGUGUCCGCGGUGCGCUUUCGGACGUAAAGCCGCUCCGGGUGUCACGGGUCCGGGUGGUGUCUUCAUGGGACCGGCGGGAGCGCGCGCUGUCAGCUGGAGCUCUAGUGCGUGAACGUCACCUGUGCGCGCGCCUGUCAAUUACCCCUGAUUGGAUUCUUUGGGUCUGGAAGUUCGGGUGCGCGGGCCCCGGCCGCCUGCCCCCUCCCCCCCGUCCUCACCUCCUCCCCCCCGUCCUCACCUCCUCCUCUGGAAGUCAUGUCCAGGCCUCUCACUCAGCUCCUGCCGCCACCGGACCUCCCCCCCGGAGCCGCCAGCCCACAGUUCGGACCCGGUAACCCGACCGGAAGUGGCCCCCAGGGCGGUCACAUGACCUCCAUGACCAGCCUCAAGUCCCUCCUCCAGCUGCCAAUCAAAGCCGACCAGAGGCCCGCCAAGGACUGCUGCGAGAUGAAAGACAAAGACAAACCCCUGGACUCUGAUGAGGACUCUAUGGGCGUGGGCGCCAGCGGCCCCGGUGGUGUGGGCGGGGCGGGGGCGGGGGCGGGGUCUCUUCGCACGGGCUCCCAGUCUGCGUUCCUGGGCCCCCUGCUGUGGGAGCGGACUCUGCCCGUUGACGGGGGCCUGUUCCAGCUGCAGUACAUGGACCUGGAGGAGUUCCUGACCGAGAACGGCAUGGGCAUGCACAGCAACGCCAGCUCCACCAGCGCCCAGAUCCCCUCCCAGAGUUCCCAGUCAGCGGUGCCCAACCAGAGCUCCCAGUGCCCUCCCACUUCUCCUCCGCCCUGCUCCUCCUCUUCCUCUUCCAUGUCAUCUUCGUCGUCCUCUUCCUCGCUGCUGGGCCUGGAGACCGUUCAACCGCCGCCGCAGCCGCCGCCACCACAACAGCAGCAGCAGCAAAGCAUGAUGGGAGGAGCCGAGUGUGUGCACGGUGAAAGGCCAUGGUCAAAUGUUUUCUGUGUUCAGAAUGGAACCACACCAAGAAUUCAAAACAAUCAACCAAUCAGCAACCUCGCUGUUGUCACUGUUUGAUCAGAUGUACCCCUGGUACAUGUUCUACCCGUGGUACAUGUUCUACCCAUGGUACAUGUUCUAC